AUGUGUGAUUCGAAAUACUGGGCCAUUACGACUUUCGUCCUUGCAGUACUCAUGUAUUUUAACAUUAAAAAAGUUACUCUGAAUUUAAAUCUCCUUAAAAUGACAAUAACUUCGUAUUUAUUUUGAAAAGGUCCCCGGAAGUACGUGUCUAAAUCUUGUUUUGUUUUGACACUGACGCAACCCUGGCACGGAAAACUUUUUACGGUAGAAACAGCUCUUAUUGAAAUUAUUUUUUAGCUCUAUCGGAAUCUUCUUUCACAUUAAGUUACCUGUAUUUUGACGUUGAAUUAUUAGUUAAUUAAUUAUUAUUAGUUUUGGCUGCCGCUUGUGAAUUUUUCCUGUCGCAAUCUUACCCUCACAAACCAGAAACCAUUAGAUCAUGUCAAGACGUGGAAUCAGCUUUCUCCUAAAUUAAUGUUACCACUAGCCUUCCAUCCCAAACUUUAUUGUUUGUGUUAAAGCUACUGCAGGGAUCAUCAUCAUGCAUGUCGAGGCUGAUAUACAAAGUCCUGUUUGUUUGAACCUCCACCAGCUGACCACAAGGUCGCAUAGUUGCAGACUGGAAGUUUUGCCUGAUCAUUUGCAGUCUUGAAGUUUUGCUCUGAUCAUCUGCAGUCUUGAAGUUUUGCUCUGAUCAUCUGCAGUCUUGAAGUUUUGCUCUGAUCAUCUGCAGGGCAAAGCAGAUCUUGGAAGCUGACUGAAAGCCUUCGUUGUAUUUUCCCUUCAUUUUUCUAACUACCUGUGUUGUUUGACAGAUGACUUCGAUUUCUGUGCUGUUAUUGCUGCUUCUGCAGUUUGGAUUUGGGCAGAGCUUCCAGAAAAAUCCUUAUGAAGCUCAUUUCACCGGCAAGCAGCACUCCUCUGAAAAUGACAUAAACAUCCUCAUGGGAGAUCCGGUCUGUAUACUUUUUUACCCUCUAUGCCCAGUUUGUGCACAUCUGCAAUCCCUGCUCACUGCUCAGAUCUCUUGUUGUUCGGCAUCCAGGACACAGAGGAGUUAAAGAAACUCAGUCCUGCAGAGCAGAAGGAAAAGAUGAUUGAGAUCGUGAAAAGGAUUGACACCAACGGUGAUAGCCUGCUCAGUGAAGGUAAAUAUGUCUCAAACUUUUUAGACAGGUUUAUUCAAAAGAAGUGAUUAGAAGUUGUACUCAGUGUUUUGGCAUUUUGUUUUAUCAUCAGAGGAGAUUACACUUUGGAUCCAGCGUGUUUAUAGAACAUAUGCCCUGGAAGAUGCAAAAGACCGAUUCCCUGAAUAUGACACCAACAAAGAUGGUGUUGUAACAUGGGAAGAAUACAAAACAGUUGCUCAUGACCAAAUCAUAAGUUUCGACGAUGAUGAUGAUGAUGAUGAUGAUGAUGAUGAUGACCAGGAGGAUCCAGAACUAGGGUCUCUCAGACAAGUGGGUUCUAUUUUAUUGUCUUGUUAAUAGUCACUUUAAUGUCACAGCAUUUUAAGUUGUAACACAUCAAUAUAAUGUUCCCAUUAGCUCCAGCUGAAGGAGAAGAGGCGCUUUGACUUUGCUGAUUCUGACAGCUCAUCGGGGCUUAAUGUGACAGAGUUUCUUGCCUUUACCCACCCAUCUGAAGUGGAUCACAUGGCUGUAAGACAAAUCCUACUCCUGCAAAACCUGAUAAGAUAAUUCAUUUCUGACGAUAGUGUUUCAUGUGAAAAUAGACCAAUUUACCUUUUUUUUCUUGCUAGGAUUUCGCCAUUGAGGAUGUGUUAAGUGAAUAUGACACAGAUAACGAUGGACUCAUUAGUCUAAGUGAAUUCAUAGGAGAUGUUCGUGGGGAAGGUAAGACCACAGAGGUUACUUUAAAGCACAGAAUGAUGUUUUUUUUUGUCAUGCCCUACUUCUUGUAUGGCUCUAAUAUGUUUUGUUUGUUAUCAGAUGAUUCCCCUUCACAGUGGGAGAUUGAAGAAACUGAGCGUUUUAAAGACCUCUAUGAUCAAGAUAAAGACGGCAAGUUGAAUCGAGAUGAGCAACUUCGCUGGGUUGCACCUAACAGCUAUGGUGCAGCAAGAGAAGAGGUGACAAUGCAGCUGUUGCUUGAAAUUUGUCAAGAAGUGUAUUUGCAUGCUCUAAUAUGCUGUAUAUUAUUUCCCGGUAACACUUUGUUUGACGCCUAUCUCUAUAAACCAUUAUAAAUGCAUGUAUAAUGCGUUAUAACCAUUUUAUAGCACUGUAUAACUAUGGUUAUAAACACUCAUAAAUGAUCAUAAUGCUUUAUAGCAAUAAUCAUAACACAUUUUAAGGCAUUGUAUCAUGAAUUAUAAGGUCAGGUAUUAUAAUGUGUUAUAACUGUGAACAACAGUUGCAUUGCAUUAUCUAUGUGAGCAUUGUCAGUGAGUUGUUAACAGUUAUAACACAUUAUAAUACCUGACCUUGUAAGUUAUGAUAAAAUGCUUUAUAAUGUGUUAUAAUUAUUGCUAUAAAGCCUCAUGAUCAUUUAUGAGUGUUUUUAACUAUGAUUAUACAGUGCUAUAACGUGAUUAUAACGCAUUAUACAUUAUAGAGAUGGGUGUCAAAUAAAGUGUUUCCUAUUUCCCUUCAUGAUUGCUCAGCUGCAACUCUUUUUCUUUGUCUUGCCAGACUCUUCAUCUACUCAAGGAAAUGGACCAUGAUGGUGAUGGUCGGAUCUCAGAGGCUGAAGUUUUGAAAAAUCAAGAAACAUUCAUGAACAGUGAAAUAACAGACUAUGGCAGACAGCUUCAUCUAUCACAUGAUGAAUUAUAA
Messenger RNA from Xyrichtys novacula (pearly razorfish), 2738 nucleotides. The record is from the annotation of a GenBank genome assembly. NCBI's taxonomy places the organism in Eukaryota, Metazoa, Chordata, Actinopteri, Labriformes, Labridae.